GACAAUACAUGAGUGCAUAAAAUACAACAACAUAGAAACAAACAAAAAACUUUAGAUUAAUUAUUUGAAUUAAAAUAUAUGAAAUGUGGUCAGGUUGAUGUUUUUAGAUUAAUCGUUACUAAAACGUUUGGGAUCUUUAAAAAAGGUCUGGACACACAGUAAUAUUUGAGAAUUUUGGGCCAUAGACAGAAAAGAAAAAACCUCAAAAUAAAUAUGUUCCUGUUUUUGUUUUUUAAUCUAAUUUCAAAAAUUUUGAAACUUUUCCAGAAUGUUCCUGACAAUCAGUAUUUUCAAUGAGCUUUGGUAUUUUCGAAUUCGGUACUAUUGAAAUAAUGUACCCGUCAAUAAUUACUCACUUGAUUGAUAUAAAUAGCAUUUAAUCAAUAAAUUUCUUGAAGAUGAUUGAAAGGUUUCAACUACUCAAGUUUGAAAAUGAAGAAUUGAAGCAGCUGUUGCAACCCUUACUAUAACAUUAAUUUGAUGAAAGCAUAUCUGACAUCGAAAAAUACUAUAUAUCCAUUGACUUAUCCCAACUAGAUUUGAUCUAUUCAGAACUAUUAGGACAAACUAUUUUGAUUGUCUUCGUUUGUUCUGGAACAGCAUUACCAACAAUCGUCCCCUUGCUCUUGGCAAACUCACUGUUCGUCGUUCGAACAACACAACUGUGUGGUAACCUAAGUGUGUGAGGACGCUUGCUUAAAGUCACACUGUAAAAUAUACUGAAAGUAUACUAUUGAUCUCAUGAUGGCUAGCAAACGAGGACGCGUGGCUGACACCACUCAAGCCGCUGUAGGGAAAAAGUCCAAAAGGAAGUGUUUUCGUUUGGGUAGCAGGGAGGACUCAUGGCUCCAUCCGGCACACUAUCCAGACCUAGUGCUACACCAGUCCUACCAUCCGAACCCGAGGCUACAUCAUCCGGACCCGAGGCUACAUCAUUUGGACCCGAGGUUCACACAGGGCCUGACGCUGAAUAACUCCUAUCUGCUUGCAAGUUCUCACAAUCAGUCCGCAACCUUACCGCCUCACGUUUUCCCUCCAUAUCUGCCUUCUGAGGAAGGGGAGCCCAUGGACUGGGAAAAUAGCAUCUACACAGAAACCAUGGUGUGGCCCGGCAGCCAGCUGGACCAUGAAGUACCAAUGGAGUGGGACUGAAUGGAAGCUUAGUUUGGCUUCUUAUGUCUCGCAAACUAGUACUGUUUAGCAUGUCCACCGAAAUCGUCAUGUGACCAAGCAGCCAUCUGGACGAGGAGAUUCCUUGGAGUGGGACUGAAUAGCAAAGGAAGGUCACCGUACAGGUCAUACAGGUCUACCAAUAGUGGACCAAGACGGAAGAGCUGGCCAAGAAAGAGAAGCCAAAUAAGAAACGGAGACUUUGAAUUAUAUUCGCGGCCGCGGCCAAUGGGAUCCAAGUGUUACACAGACAGUGUAGACGGGAGCUUGCUUGAUCACGUGGGCCAUUAGUUGAAAGGAAUGUUAGUUUUGCCAACGACGUAGAUAUUGCCGGCCUGACACAGAUAUAUAGCAAAUUGGCAGACAUCUGUGAUAUGGCCCGGCAGGGCUGGCCAAGGCCCGAUAGGCAUGGUUGCUGGAACGAAAAAUAAAGCAUAAGUAUAUAUCAAGAAAUAUUUU
Molecule: messenger RNA, 1629 nt
Organism: Branchiostoma floridae (Florida lancelet)
Lineage: Eukaryota; Metazoa; Chordata; Leptocardii; Amphioxiformes; Branchiostomatidae
Exons: 2
Coding region: 742-1152 (136 amino acids)
Source: RefSeq, a predicted model, not a curated record